Molecule: messenger RNA, 1299 nt
Organism: Trypanosoma theileri
Lineage: Eukaryota; Euglenozoa; Kinetoplastea; Trypanosomatida; Trypanosomatidae
Product: oxidoreductase
Exons: 1
Coding region: 1-1299 (432 amino acids)
Biological process (GO): oxidative demethylation
Molecular function (GO): demethylase activity; oxidoreductase activity
Source: RefSeq, a predicted model, not a curated record
AUGGCGAGUUUGAUGGAUUAUUCCCCCAAGGAACUUGCAAAGGCGCGCAGCCGUUGUCGCAAGUGGAUAAUGUGCCUCGCAAGGUACUUGUCGCCUCUCGCACUGUACACGGCAACUCCAGACAGUGAAGAGUCAUUGGGAUUUAUUGCAUUAAAUGCCGGUGUUCAGGCAGGGGCCACUCCGUUUGAUUUACGUCAGGUGAUUCUCGCACAUACACAAGUGAAAAGUGAUGAAAUGAGAAUAUACUUUAGUUCACUACUUCCUUUUGCCCUGGUAUCUCCAAGUGAUAAAUUGAAAACGUUAACAUCAUUAUUAAAUGUAGAUCCAAUGGAAAUAGAAGUACCUAAUGAAAGUUCAGUGGUGGCUGUGGUUUAUAUGAUUCCUGUGCCGAAUAUUUGGAAAAGUGGAUCUUCUCCUAAUCGUAGUCUUUCCGUAUUGUAUAUGCUUUGCUGUAAGGCAGAUGCUGUAUUUCAUGCUUUACAACAUAUUUUUCAACCCAUUACGAUAGGAACUGAAAAACUUUUACAUUUUUCUAAAAAUCAAUCAUGCAAAGAUACUAAUAUGCUUUCAUGUAAAUCUAUUACUGAAGUUCCUGGACUUUUUAUUGUGGAUGAUUUUAUUACACAAGAUGAACAUGAUGCAAUAUGGGAUGAACUUAAAGGUCCUACAGCUACAAUUCUUGAAAAGGAAAACCUUUCCCGUCGUUAUGUUGCACACUUUAAUAGACGUUUUUACUAUGGUGUAAAUAAAUUAGGAAAUGUUGGGGAAUCUGUAAAUGAAAAUCCACAUUUUUAUAAUUGGAUGCGAUCUCGUUUGCGUAAUGAAGAUUCAUCUUAUGAAAUCCAUGAUUACCCUUCUUUUACCAAGUCUUGUACUUUUGAUCAACUUACUGUAAAUUUUUACGACUAUGAUAGUAAAACAACGACAGAAGGAACAGUAGCAACAGUAGGACCACCCGGUAUAGCCCCUCAUGUGGAUGCACAUUCCCCUUUUACAGAUGGUAUAUUUAUUAUCUCUCUUGGUUCUCACACUGUAAUGGAGUUUUCUCGAUAUGAUAAACCACCAGAAGCGACGGCACCCAUUGGCGUAUUAUUAUCACCAAAGAGUUUAAUACUUAUGACUGGAGAGGCACGCUAUGCAUGGACACAUGGAAUUGCAGAGAAACGUGUAGACAUAUUGGCUGAUUUUCUCCCACCUCUACAUCGUGGGGACCGCAUAAGUCUCACAUGGCGUUGUGGUAACAAUGAAGUGCAUAAGCGGGAGGAUUGCAUGUGCAAGGAAUUUUGUGAUGGUGUAUAA